Messenger RNA from Blumeria graminis f. sp. triticale, 1113 nucleotides. Lineage: Eukaryota; Fungi; Ascomycota; Leotiomycetes; Helotiales; Erysiphaceae. The record is from the annotation of a GenBank genome assembly.
GCGCCUCCAGCUCCUCAAUCAGUUGCUCCAUCAGUUGCUCCAUCAGUUGCUCCAUCAGUUGCUCCGUCAGUAAGUGAAGAAGAGAUUAGGAUCACGCACGAGGAUAAAUACACGCCAUCAGUUCACACAGAAAACACUCAUUUUCCUGAAGAACGAAGAGCAUACAAACAAUCAACAACACACAUAGAUAUAAAGCUACCUAGUGUGCACAGACAUACGAAGACUGCAUCUGAAGCACCACGCCGACGAACAUAUCGUGAUUACCACGAGACUCAAAUCGACGUAGCUGAGCGUGAAUAUCGAACGCGGUAUCAGCCUAAUCAACGGGACGAUACCCGUUUCAGUACCCCAGUCAAAGAAUCCCACGUCUCCCACCCCAACCGAGAAUCAGAAAAGCGUCACCCAGAACCUCACUUCCAACCCACUAAUCUUCCUCAACCUAUCUACCGUGAGGACAUAAGACUUGUUGCUCCCUCUGAGGACCACACAUCAAAAGAUAGACGAGAAAAGCCAAACAAUAAGGUCUUUGCCCAAGACUCAGCACAUCAGAUUCCAGAAAAAGAACAAAGUACACCCGAAGAGCCAACCGAAAGACCACCAUCCAACAAGAUGGGUUACUAUGACGAUGGCCACUGCGAAUCCGGAGGUUCUGCUGAGCCUGCUUUCACUCACAACACUGUGACGAUUCCAUGUCACCAUAUUCGCGUUGGUGAUCUACUUAUACUCCAAGGCAGGCCGUGCCAGGUCAUACGUAUUUCAACCUCUGGGGCAACUGGACAACACCGCUAUCUUGGUGUAGAUCUAUUCACAAAGCAGCUUCAUGAGGAGUCUUCCUUUAUCUCUAACCCAAGUCCUAGUGUUGUCGUUCAGACUAUGCUCGGCCCAGUCUUCAAACAAUACAGAGUUCUCGAUUUACAGGAUGGACAUGUCGUCGCAAUGACUGAAACUGGUGAUGUCAAACAAUCAAUUCCAGUUAUUGAUCAGUCAGAUCUCUGGGGUCGUCUCUCAAAAGCAUUCAAAGCUGGAAGUGGAUCUGUCAGGGUUCUUGUAAUUUCGGAUUCUGGCCGUGAGCUUGCCGUUGAUAUGAAGGUUAUCCAUAGUUCAAGAUUGUAG